UAUUCAGGCAUACACAAACACGCGCACAAACAAUCACACACGCGCGCACGUCUGGUGUCAUCAUCUCAUUCGCCAUGAGACUGUGGAAGCUUGGUGGAUCAUGGCAAGAGAAUUCUGCACGCUCUUAAUGCGCGUCAUUUCCACCAAUGCAAGUGGAGGGACUGUUUUUCCCUUUCUCUCGAAUGUCCGGUUUUGCGAGGAGAGGUGGUCUUCAUCGGUGGUAUGCUGCUUUUCAUGGAUGCCGUUGAAAUAUGCUCUGAAGUUCUCCACGAAAAUAGCUGAGCUUGUCGGCAAUUGACAAACUACGUGAAAUGCGCAAUGUUUGUUUUUGGCUCUUAGCGCAAUUCUAAGAAACUGACAGCACUUCAGAACAAUCCCUUAGCUGUGCCCGUUGAAGGAGGGAGAGACGGACAAGGGAAAAACACCAAGGUUCCGAAAACCAGGGGAGGCAACAUAUUAACAACUUUUUUUCUAGAAAAGCCUCGUGGGCAAACGCUAAAACAAAGGUUUCAGUGCAUACCUGUCGCAGUUUCCGGCGACUUUGUCCUUCACCUCUUUUGUAAAUAAUUGUCGAGUUUUGGCCGAGAAGUCUGUGCGCGAUAAGAUUGGAAGAGGUGUCAUCAGCCUUCAGAAAGCAGAGCGCAUUCGCUCUCCCCGUUCCUGCCUCCGAAGUUUCACCGUAAACCACCUUUGGCAACGAGAAAGGCAUGUCUUAUCACCACGUCAUUUAAGAGGAUGCUGGUGCGUCGGCCCCCGUCGUGGACUCUGCCCCUCGUGCUGCUGGGCCUCCUGUCCACUCAGCUGGGGGCGGGACUUACCCAGGCCACUCCCCCUCGCCACGCAGCGGCAAGCCUGAACGUCACGCUGGCGGCCAUCUUGCCCAAAAACAACACGAUCUACGCGUGGGCAUGGCCACGCGUGGCGCCCGCCUUGAUCCGAGCGCUGGAGCGCGUGAACUCUGACCCCGCGCUGUUGCCUGGACACCACCUGGAGCUCAUCUUCCAAGGCAGCGACACCAAGGAGGGCCAGUGCUCGGAGUCGGUGGCCCCGCUGGCGGCCGUGGACCUCAGGCUGUCCCACAACCCCUGGGCGUUCGUCGGGCCGGGCUGUGACUACGCCGCCGCACAAGUGGCGCGCUUCACCAGCCACUGGAACGUUCCCAUGGUGACGGCCGGAGCGGCGGCCAUCGCGUUCGAGGAGUACGCCUCCAUCACCAACACGGGGCCCACCUACAAGAAGCUAGGGGAGUUUGUGGUGCAGGUCCACCAGUACUUCAGGUGGACGCAGGCCAUGGUGGUGUUCCACGACCACAAGCACGACGACCGGCCGUGCUACUUCACCGUCGAGGGGCCCUACACGGAGAUGCUAAAGGAGAACAUCACCACCAAAGAGCUGGCCUUCGACGAGAGCCACCAGCCAGUGGACUACAAGGACCUGGUGACCAGGAUCAGGGACCAGGCCCGCGUGGUGUACCUGUGCUGCUCGAGAGACGCCUUCAGGAAGCUGAUGCUGCAGUUCUGGAGGGACGGCUCUCAGCACGACGAGUUUGUCUUCUUCUACAUCGACCUGUUCGCUGGCAGCCUGGAGAGCUCCGCCAACCGACCCUGGGCCAGAGACGACGCAGACGAUAUGGACGCGCUUCGCGCCUUCAGAAGUGUGAAGAUCCUGACGUAUCGGGAGCCGCAGAACCCUGAGUACAGAGCCUUCGUGGAUGCGCUGAAGACCGACGCCAAGAGCAUGUUCAACCUCAGCGUGGGGGAUUCCCUGAUGAACAUGAUUUCCGGAAGCUUCUAUGACGGCGUGAUGCUGUACGCUCUGGCCCUGGAUGAGACCCUGAAGGAAACUCCAGCAGGAGACCGACCAGAGGGGGAGAACGUCACCCAGAGAAUGUGGAACCGCGCCUACUACGGAGUGACGGGACUACUGCAGAUUGAUGAGGUGGGAAAUCGAGAGAUGGACUUUGCCCUGUGGGACAUGACAAACUACACCACCGGAGUCUACCAGAUGGUGUAUGUGUAUAACGGCAGCCAGAGGCAGAUGCUGCCCGUGGAGGGGGUCAGUCUGCAGUGGCCCGGGGGGAAGCCUCCUCCUGACGUCCCCAUCUGUGGCUUCAAGAACGACGCCCCUGCCUGCCUCGCAAAGACGGUUACCAUGCGGCAGAUGAUCUCGAUCGUGGUGUGCUUCGUCCUCUUCAUCAUUAUCACCGUUACAGUAUUCAUCUACAGGAAGCUGAAGUUGGAGAAGGAGUUGGCAGCUCAGCUGUGGAGAGUGCAGUGGGAGGACAUUCAGAUGAGCAACCUGGAGAAGGCUCUAAGACGAGCAUGCAGCAAACUCACACUCUCACUGAGAGGCUCAAACUACGGCUCUCUCCUCACCAUGGAGGGAAACAUCCAGAUCUACACCAAGACCGGCUACUAUAAGGGCAACUUAGCGGCCAUUAAAUAUGUCAACAAGAAGCGCAUUGAACUGACCAGGACGGUUCUGUUCGAGCUCAAGCAUAUGCGUGAUGUCCAGAAUGAGCAUCUGACCCGUUUCAUUGGAGCUUGCAUCGACCCUCCCAACAUCUGCAUCAUCACCGAGUACUGUCCCAGAGGCAGUCUACAGGAUCUGAUGGAGAGUGACAGUAUCACCUUAGACUGGAUGUUUCGGUAUUCCCUCAUCAGUGAUAUUGUUAAGGGCAUGGCCUUCCUGCAUAACAGUGUGAUCGGUUCCCAUGGUCACCUGAAGUCCUCCAACUGUGUGGUGGACAGUCGCUUCGUCCUGAAGAUCACAGACUACGGACUGCCCAGCUUCUCCAAAGAGACCGGCUCUGAGGACACACACUCCUAUUAUGCUCGUAGGUUGUGGACGGCCCCUGAGCUGCUGCGUUCGGACCUUUGCCCCCCCUGCGGCAGCCAGAAGGGCGACGUCUACAGUUUCGCCAUCAUCCUGCAGGAGUUGGCGCUGCUCAAGGGCACCUUCUACCUGGAAGGACCCUCCCUCAGCCCCAAAGAGAUCAUAGAGCAGCUGACGGUGGGCGAGUGGCCGUACUUGCGCCCCCUGCUGUGUGCUCAGAGUCAUAGCGAGGAGCUGGGCCAGCUCAUGCAGCGCUGCUGGGCAGAGGACCCCAACGAGCGGCCAGACUUCAGCCAGAUCAAAGUGCUGCUCCGCAAGAACAACAGAGGCUAUGGUUCAAACAUCCUGGAUAACUUACUGUCACGUAUGGAGCAGUAUGCCAACAACCUGGAGGAACUGGUGGAGGAGCGCACACAAGCCUACCACGAGGAGAAGCGCAAGGCUGAGGCCCUGCUGUACCAGAUAUUACCCCACUCUGUAGCAGAGCAACUGAAGAGAGGGGAAACAGUUCAGGCUGAAGCUUUUGACUCUGUCACCAUCUACUUCAGCGACAUCGUGGGAUUCACUGCCCUCUCCGCAGAGAGCACACCUAUGCAGGUGGUGGCUUUUCUGAAUGAUUUGUACACCUGUUUUGAUGCCAUCAUAGACAACUUUGAUGUAUACAAGGUGGAGACGAUAGGUGAUGCGUACAUGGUGGUGUCGGGGCUGCCGGUGCGGAAUGGGAAGCUGCAUGCAGGGGAGGUGGCGCGGAUGUCUCUGGCUCUGCUGCAGGCCGUACACAGCUUCCGCAUACGACACCGGCCCGCACAGCAACUCAAGCUGCGCAUCGGCAUACACAGCGGCCCUGUGUGUGCAGGAGUUGUGGGACUGAAGAUGCCUCGAUAUUGUCUGUUUGGAGACACAGUGAACACAGCAUCACGCAUGGAGUCCAAUGGGGAAGCACUGAAGAUCCAUGUGUCGGAGGCGACGCGUUCUAUCCUGGAGGAGUUUGGCUGCUUCCAGCUGGAGCCGAGAGGAGAGGUGGACAUGAAGGGCAAAGGCCGCAUGAGAACCUACUGGCUCCUGGGCGAGAACUGCCCCAGCACCACCUAACGCAGAACACCAGAACGUACUGGCUCCUAGAACCGCCCCAGCAUCACCUAACGCAGAACACCAGAACGUAUUGGCUCCUAGAACCGCCCCAGCAUCACCUAACGCAGAACACCAGAACGUAUUGGCUCCUAGAACCGCCCCAGCACCACCUAACGCAGAACACAAGAACAUUGUGUCUCCUAGAACUGCCCCAGCACCACCUAACACAGAACACCAGAACAUACUGGCUCCUAGAACCGUCCCAGCACCACCUAACGCAGAACACCAGAACGUACUGGCUCCUAGAACCGCCCCAGCACCACCUAACACAGAACACAAGAACAUUGUGUCUCCUAGAACCACCUUAGCACCACCUAAUGCAGAACACAUGAAACAUUGUGGCUUCUAGAACCUCCCCAGCAUCACCUAACACAGAACAUGAGAAGAUUGUGCCUUCUAGAACCUGCCCCAGCACCACCUAACGCAGAACACAAGAACAUUGUGGCUUCGUGAGCCACCCCAGCACCGCCGAACGCAGAACAUGGGGACAUUGUGUCUGCUCAGAGAAAACAACUCCAGCAGAACAUAAGAAAAUGUUUUGAGUAAAAUGAAAUGGACCCUUUGCAUUGCAGUGAAACACGCCAGUGCCAUUUUGUUUGGAGUGUGCAUAAGGUGUCCUAAAGGUUAUUGCUAACCGCUCUUAUGUUCAAGAGCACUUGACACUUAGAACGUCUGUGCUUCUUGAAUUCCUUUUACUGCUUAGUUGGAUCCUCCUCUUCUGACCUCUUCUGUGUAGAGCUGAGUUUCAGGCUGAAGCAUCUCACAGCAGUGUCAUCCUGGGAAACACUCGUAGACGCAUUUGGAAACUGUCCAGAAACACUCGUAGACGCGUUUGGAAACUGUCCAGAAACAUUCGUAGACUCGUUUGGAAACUGAACACUUGUUUGGAAGCUCUCGUCCCGUUUCUCACCGUAGCCAGAUCAAGCAGUCUGAACACUGUGAUGAUGUAUUUUUUUGGACUUUUUUGCCUUUAUUAUGAUGGACAGUGAAAGACGCGAGUAGGAGGGAGACAUGGGGUGGGAUCAGGAUAUGACACGGGUAACAGGUCGGACUCGAAGCCGGGUCCACUUGGACCCGUAUAUGGUAUGAGCGCUGUAGCCAGUUACUCCACAGCGCCCCCGUUAUGCUGUCUUUGGUCACUGCAGUUCAAUGUGAUUCGGACUUAUCAUUUUCUGUUGUUAGUUAUUAUACACAUGAUAUGUUAAUAUAUGUUUGUGUGUGUAUAAUUAUACAGUUACACACACACACACACACACACUUAACACUGACUCAACCCAGCUCUCACCUCGAGCAACUCACCACACACACACACACACUCAACCAACAUUCACAUGGACACAGACUCAAACUUUCAAUGUUUGUGAUGAGUUGAAAUCUGUUCUUUGUGAACGACAGUGGAUGUAUCUACAUACAGAGAUCCCUCUCUGGAGAUGGAUGGAAGCUUCCUCCUAAGUUCUAGAAUCCUAAUAGAGUGUCUGAUGUGUGUAAUAGCAACCUGAAUAGAACGUGUAGUUUUCCCUCCAAGGUUCUGAAGUAAUGCUCACAGUUGAGAAUGGUACAGCUCAUAGUUUAAGCUCUCCUUAAUGUUUUUUGUCUUAGUUUACAACAUAAGGAGUUGAUGAAUUGAUAAUGAGUUCAUUAUUCUAUUUUGAGAUGACAUUUGUUUUCUUAACAUGAACAUAAUCGCAGGCAUAGCCAUUCCCAGCCUCCGUAGCAUUCCUUUUGAUCUGAUUACUGUUGCUUUUGAACUGAUUACUGUUGCUAUACUGUACAAUACUGUAGUGCAGCUGUAAUUGCUGGCUGUCGUAUAGAAUCUAGCUAGUAAACCGGGAGGCCGACCAGCAACAUCACUUGGAUUGGGGGACUAUCUGCUUGGACCAAAUCUUGAAAAAGGGUAAAAAGCAUUCUGAGAUGGUAUUAAAUCAUGUAAUCCAGUCUUGUAUUUGAUGUGGAUCAAUCCUUCACUUUGUGUUGUCCUAAUGUCUUAAUAGGCUUGAUUCUUUUAAUCCAAAAAAGCAUGAGAAUCCUGAUGGAAGGCAGUUCAGGGUGGAUUUCAGGGACAAAAUGUAAUACAACUUUAAGAUUUAGUCAAAUAUUACCACAUUACCAUCAUAGUGUAUUUACAUAUGGGAUUUUUGUUUCCAUAAAAUAAUCCAUCAAGCAGCAGUCAAUAUUGAUAAAAGAAUCUAUUUAAUUUUCACAUUCGUCAUCAGAUAUGAAUUAUAGUCAAAAGUAGCAAUUCCAUUGCAUGUCCAGUCCGUGCCCUGGUGGUGUCGUCAUGACGCUCAGGUGAAUUUAGAACACCGGUAAUCCAGAGCUGGUAACCAAGGUAACCCUGAAGUCUGCAUCUGGAUCAGGGUCAGCCAUAAAGAAGUCUUUAGAGAUCAGUGAGGUCAGCCAAUCCGAUGUCACUUUGGAAAACUGGCACAGAAGUAUAAUGGAUUACCCGGUUCUUGAUGGUAAAAUGGGAUUUCCCAAUCUGGAUCUAGAUGAAACUUAACAAACAGCUGGGUCCAAAGGGAAGAGACAUCUGGCACUCUUUGAGUGGUGAGAGCUACAGAGGUGAAGUCUCUUUAGCGACAGGGUCUAUAUGCUGUGUGUUGCUUUCUUCCACUAUGUGGCGUAUGUAUAGGGGCUAUAUGCUGUGUGUUGCUUUCUUACACUACGUGGUGUAUGUAUAGGGGCUAUAUGCUGUGUGUUGCUUUCUUACAGUACGUGGUGUAUAGCUCUCAGGACCUUGUAUGCUAGGUGCACAACAGCACCCACCGAUGUUAUUUACCCCGUUCCUCAACAGCACACACAGAUGCUAUUUACCCCGUUCCUCAACAGCACACACCGAUGUUAUUUACCCCGUUCCUCAACAGCACACACCGAUGUUAUUUACCCCGUUCCUCUGUGCACAACAGCACCCACCGAUAUUAUUUGCCCCGUUCCUCAACAGCACACACAGAUGUUAUUUACCCCGUUCCUCCUGUUGUGACAGGUUCUUGUCUGAGCAUCUCUCUAAAGGAGAUACUCCUAACAUACGGACUCAUCACACCUCCGCACCUAAACCACUUGGACAAGCACUUCAACCCUACACACACACACACGUGUCUGAUGAGUAUGUGUAGGCCUAGGUGUUGCCAUGAUUCCAGUUGUUUUAUGAAAACGUAUCCAUGUCUAAAAUAAUAUGGUGCCUGAACUUUAACUAUUUUAAAUGAGAGGCAUAAUCACUUGACUGAAUAUUUUGCUAUAUAAUUGUUUUGUUUAUAAAGUUAUUUUAUUGGAAAACAUUUAAUGUCUGAUUAUGUGGUAUAAUAAAAAUCCAACAUGUCUGA
Messenger RNA from Alosa sapidissima (American shad), 7286 nucleotides. It is a transcript of the gene npr1a, whose product is annotated as natriuretic peptide receptor 1a. Gene Ontology annotation, cellular component: membrane. The transcript is spliced from 22 exons. Gene Ontology annotation, biological process: intracellular signal transduction; receptor guanylyl cyclase signaling pathway; protein phosphorylation. The record is from RefSeq and is a predicted model, not a curated record. Bases 736 to 3927 code for a protein of 1063 amino acids. NCBI's taxonomy places the organism in Eukaryota, Metazoa, Chordata, Actinopteri, Clupeiformes, Clupeidae. Gene Ontology annotation, molecular function: guanylate cyclase activity; peptide receptor activity; ATP binding.